Messenger RNA from Daucus carota subsp. sativus, 1012 nucleotides. Its product is annotated as bidirectional sugar transporter SWEET2a. Gene Ontology annotation, biological process: carbohydrate transport. Bases 114 to 821 code for a protein of 235 amino acids. NCBI's taxonomy places the organism in Eukaryota, Viridiplantae, Streptophyta, Magnoliopsida, Apiales, Apiaceae. Gene Ontology annotation, molecular function: sugar transmembrane transporter activity. Gene Ontology annotation, cellular component: membrane. The record is from RefSeq and is a predicted model, not a curated record. The transcript has 6 exons.
UCCCUCCUCAUUUCAUAUUUUCUGUGCUCAGAGUCACAAUAACGAAAGAAAUAAUUUGAUUGAUUACGUUGAUGAUUUAAUAAGCUGUGAAUAACAACAGGGUUGGAAAGAAAAUGGCUUCAAACGGACUCUUCUCUACUUAUUCUCUUUGCAGUGAUGCAGCUGGAGUUGCAGGAAACAUCUUGGCUAUUGUGCUAUUUGUAUCACCGAUACCAACAUUUAGAAGAAUUAUCAAAAAUCGUUCGACAGAGCAGUUUUCAGGGCUGCCCUACAUAUAUUCCCUCUUGAACUGUUUGAUUUGCCUAUGGUAUGGCUUGCCUGUUGUCACUCCGGGUAUCAUCCUGGUAGCGACAGUCAAUUCAGUGGGAGCAAUUUUUCAGUUAGCGUACAUUGGCAUCUUCAUUACAUGUGCAGAGAAAGCUCGAAAGGUAAAAAUGCUGGGACUGCUGCUAGGGGUAUUUGCUCUGUUUAUUGUCAUAGCACUUGUUAGCAUCAAGCUAUUUGACCCCCCUUCACGGCAACUUUUUGUUGGAUAUCUGAGUGUUGCUUCUCUCAUAUCCAUGUUUGCUUCUCCCCUGUUUAUUAUUAAUCUGGUGAUCAAGACAAAGAGCGUGGAAUACAUGCCAUUUUAUCUUUCGCUUUCAACCUUUUUGAUGAGCCUAUCAUUCCUUGCUUAUGGAAUGUUUAAGCAUGAUCCAUUCAUUUCUGUGCCUAAUGGAGUUGGAAGUGUUCUGGGAGUCGUACAAUUAGCAUUGUAUACAUACUAUAGCAGAUUUUCUAAUGAAGAAUCAACAGAGCCAUUGUUAGUUUCUUAUGCUUGAAAAGGUUUGGGAGUACAAGACUGUCAAGCAUUCAGGUGAUGGGAAGAAGAAAAUUCUCAGUUGGAUUAUCUUUUUGUAGUUCUUUUCUAUUGUUUGGUUUGUUGAGUUGCUGAGGAAGUGAGGGGAUCCUCAAUGUAGACAAUGAGGUCAGGGGUGAUGUGAAAACAUUUGUCGUAAGUGUAUGUUGAAAA